AUGAGUUCAAUCAGCACAGUAGAGCAGCCCCUCUACACGCCGCGGAGGCUGCGAGUCGUCUGCAUCGGAGCGGGAUACGCAGGGCUAAUGCUGGCGUAUAAAUGGAAGAAUCAGCCUGGAAUGCGCGACUUUAUUGACCUGGCAAUAUACGAGAAGAACCCCGAUGUGGGCGGCACCUGGUUCGAGAACAGGUACCCGGGGGUUGCAUGCGAUGUCCCAGCGCAUAUUUAUACCUUCCCAUUCGAACCAAACCCAGACUGGUCCUCGUUCUAUGCCGCCGGGUCCGAGAUCUGGGAGUAUAUCAAGCGGACCACGGUCAAAUAUAACCUCGACGAGCGCGUGCAGUUCAAUUCAAGAGUCUCAUCAACAAUCUGGGACGAUGAGGCUGGAAAAUGGAACAUCCAAAUUCAACACAAUGACACCACCCAACAAGACACCGCCGACAUCGUCAUCAACGCCUCCGGGAUCCUCAACAAAUGGACCUGGCCCAGCAUCCCAGGGCUCCAGUCCUACCGCGGGAAACUCGUCCACAGCGCCGCCUGGGACGAAACACUAGACUGGACGAACAAGCGCGUUGCAAUCAUCGGCAACGGCUCCUCUGCUAUCCAGAUCCUCCCUCAGAUGCAGUCCAGCGCCGCGCACAUCACGACCUACGUCCGCAGCGCGACCUGGAUUGCAUCGAACUUUGCCGCCGAGUUUACGCCUGAUGGUAAGAACUUCCAGUACAGCGAGGCGCAGAAGAAGGAAUUCAGGGAGGACCCUGACGCUCUCUUCCGGGUGAGAAAGACGGUUGAACAUGGCUUCAAUAAACAGUUUCUUACCUUUCUCCGGGACAGUCCUGAGCAAGCGGCUGCGUAUCAGGGGUUCAAGGAGACAAUGGAGAAGAGACUCAGGAAUGACCCGUCGCUGUGCGAGAAACUCAUUCCGUCCUGGCAGGUUGGGUGUCGGCGGAUCACGCCAGGGGACGGAUACCUUGAGGCGCUGCAAGAGCAGAAUGUCUCUGUCGAGUCCCGGCCUAUCGAGGAGGUUACAGAAAAGGGUAUCCGGACACACAAAUCGACGGAGGCGGAAGAGCUCGACAUCAUCGUCUGCGCGACGGGGUUCGACACUACGUUUUCCCCGUCGUGGGAACUGGCUGGGAAGGACGGGAUCCGGCUGGCUGAUCAAUGGCGAGACAUUCCCGAGGCGUAUUUCGGGAUCUGUGCAUCGAACAUGCCGAAUUACUUUAUCUUCAAUGGACCGAAUUGCCCUGUUGGGCAUGGAAGUCUAUUGGCGGCCAUGGAUGCGACGGCGGACUGGGUCUUGCGCUGGUGCAGGAAGAUUGCCAGGGAGGAUAUCAAAUCUGCGACAGUCAAGCCCAGGGCAGUGAGCGAUUAUAACGCGUACACGCAAGAGUUCCACCGGCACAAGACUGUAUGGGCGGGUGGAUGCUCUUCGUGGUACAAGAGUGGUGGGACAGUGACGGCGAUGUACGCUGGCAGUGUCCUGCACUAUAAGGAGAUCCUGCAAGAGUUCCGGGUCGAAGACUUUGAUAUCGAGUACAGGAGUUGCAACCGGUUCAGGUUCAUGGGCAACGGGCUGACCAUUCGGGAGACCUCGGGGGGAGACUUGGCCUACUAUGUGUACAAAUGA
Messenger RNA from Aspergillus versicolor CBS 583.65, 1632 nucleotides. RefSeq names its product flavin-containing monooxygenase. Gene Ontology annotation, molecular function: NADP binding; N,N-dimethylaniline monooxygenase activity; flavin adenine dinucleotide binding. The record is from RefSeq and is a predicted model, not a curated record. The transcript is spliced from 4 exons. NCBI's taxonomy places the organism in Eukaryota, Fungi, Ascomycota, Eurotiomycetes, Eurotiales, Aspergillaceae. The coding region runs from base 1 to 1632 and encodes 543 amino acids.